Molecule: messenger RNA, 1494 nt
Organism: Aspergillus lentulus
Lineage: Eukaryota; Fungi; Ascomycota; Eurotiomycetes; Eurotiales; Aspergillaceae
Product: Zn(II)2Cys6 transcription factor
Biological process (GO): positive regulation of transcription by RNA polymerase II
Cellular component (GO): nucleus
Molecular function (GO): zinc ion binding; DNA-binding transcription factor activity, RNA polymerase II-specific; transcription cis-regulatory region binding
Source: RefSeq, a predicted model, not a curated record
AUGUCGACCCCCAGUCGUGCUCGUCGCUCGCACGGCGGAUGCUGGACAUGCAAGGCAAAGCAUCGCAAGUGUGACCGUACCCGUCCGACGUGCCAAGUCUGCACCGAGCAGGGAAUACCAUGCGACGGCUACGAAGUGCGUCUGCGCUGGGGAUCCGGCAUUGCAUCGCGAGGUCAUUAUACCGGGGCCGAGGCACCAGUAGAUACGUCGAUUCCGCCGAGGGUUCCUGGACGUCGGAGAGAUCGAAAUCGAGCUCGGCGGCGAGAACAGGAAGGGGAAAUACAGACGCAGGUGACUGAGGAAUCUUCGUCUCAAGAUUUUGCUCAAGAAGAUUUCAAACUUGGCCCAGUACCAUUCUAUUUGUCGGGCCCUGGUCAUGGCAAGGAUGAUGCGCAGCUCUUUCAAGAGUUUCUGUCAUCUGGCAUUAAUAUCCUGCAUUCAACUACAGUCCACGACGAACAGACCUUGCUGAAACCACGUCUUCCCGUACUAUGCCAACAAUCCGAAGCGCUGUAUCGAAUAUGCAUCGCUUUGCAAGCAUCACUAAACCGACAACCGGCCGCCUGUUCCCUCGAGUAUCUUGACCUCGGACUGAAUAAAUUCCGCGCGGAGCUUUCUAAGAGCGAGGACGAUCUAGAGGAUGGGACCUUGACAGCGGGACUACUCUUGUGUACGAUUGGAGUUAUGCACGGCAUUCCAUGGACAAUGCACCUCCGAGGGAUGUACAGCAUUCUUCGCAUUCACGAUGUUGACGGCCCACAAAAACACCAAGAACGAGAUGUAUUCCGCGCCCACCUCUUCGAGGUGAUGGGUAUCAUGGACCUCCCCACAUUUUCAAUCGGUCGUCGGCACCCGCAUCUUGGCUUCUGGAGACAGUACUGCUGCAAGGGCAACUCCCCCGCAGAGAUCGAGACCGGGGUUGAGGUUGUAACUGGCCUACCGAGGUCUCUGGUGACAAUCUUCGCCUUCAUUGGCGAGGGUACGACAGAGACAAGUUUUUGGGAUUGGCCGGGCGCAAAGGGAACCUUUAUGCAGUGUCAAUUGUGGGAGGCGUAUCGACUGGCUGGAGUGUUGGUUGUUCGACAUGGGGGACCAGGCUUCCCACGCCCUCCAGAUACAGAAGCAACGAAAGACCCGGCCAUGCAAAGAGGAGUCAUUCUCACUCCCACAAUGGUCAUAGUUUCGCGGCUCUUAAGCUCGGUGGAUGCCGUAUGUCGCGCCUCUCUAGACCCAGAACGCUGGGACACACUCAUCAUCAAUGCCAUUGCGUAUCCGGUCUGCGUCGCCGGGUUACAGAGUGAUAUUUUACAAAGGGAUCCGACAGUGAAGGAAUUCAUACGAAAGACCCUGCUUUUAACCGCCGAGAACCCAUAUUGGAAUAGACAAUACCGCCUUCUCCUGGACUUGCUCGAAGAGUACUGGACAUACCCAGUUGGAGCAGUUGAUAUUGAUCAGCUUGCACGGGCAAGGGGCAUAGAGUUGGGGUUAUUCUAG